AAGGCAUUGGCCUCCUAAGCCAGGGAUUGUGGGUUCGAGUCCCAUCUGGGGUGGGUGUUUUUUUUCCCCCUCAAGCCUCGCCGUUUCUCCGGGUGCCCGCGAGCCGCCGGCUGCCGCGGGUGUGCGGCUCCUGGACUUCUUGCUGGCCGUCCCCUGCUGGCUCUAGCGAGACGUGCAGACCCUUUUAAUCCGGAGACCCCAAAAACUCGCGCGAGGCGCGGCUGCGGACCAACUCGGCUUCCCGCAGCGGGAUGGGCUCCUCGGGUGUCUCACGGUGACCCCGCUCCGGUACCACAGGCCGGCGGCGGGCCGCUCAACCCCCGACCCAGCGCGAGGGGGGUGCGGGCACGGACCGUCCCGACCGCCCGACCACCGCCACUCGACCUGCGCUGUUUGCCACGGCGGCGGGGGGGGGCGCGAAGAGGCGAUCGUUCGCUCGGCUCUCGGCAGCGCGCACUGUCAGGGCGCGAGAGCGAGGCCGCGGAGCCAGGCGGCGGCGCCCGAUUGGCCGACGGGCGGGCGCGCGCGCGGGACGGAAGAUGGCGGCGCUGGGCACCCCCCUGCCCACGCUGCGCGCGCUCCUGCGCGAGCUCCGCCACGCCGCCGGCCGCCACUAUCGCGACAGCCCCGCCUAUCGCCACGUGCUCGCGGCCUUCCGCGCGCACCGGGUGACCAGCGAGAAGCUGUGCCGGGCCCAGCAGGAGCUGCACUUCCAGGCCGCCACCUACCUGUGCCUGCUCCGCAGUGUCCGCGAGCACGAGGCCCUGCACCGCGAGUACCACGGCAAGGGCGAGCGCUCACCCGAGGAGGUCGCCGGGCUGGUGGGCUUCAGGCUGCCCCAGCAGCCAGGGGGGAAAGGCUGACAUGGGUCUGCUGUGUAAACUCAUUAUUCCUCAAUAAAUAUCCUACGGCUACCGGAA
This is a messenger RNA of Pipra filicauda (Wire-tailed manakin), 920 nucleotides long. It is a transcript of the gene FMC1, whose product is annotated as formation of mitochondrial complex V assembly factor 1 homolog. NCBI's taxonomy places the organism in Eukaryota, Metazoa, Chordata, Aves, Passeriformes, Pipridae. The transcript has 2 exons. Bases 540 to 863 code for a protein of 107 amino acids. The record is from RefSeq and is a predicted model, not a curated record. Gene Ontology annotation, cellular component: mitochondrion.